CCUACCUUCCUUUUCCCUUUUCCAGUGCUCCUGAAAUUCCGCACAGAUAAAGGAAGAGACCCCAGUUCAGAUACCUAUGGGGAAGAUUCUGAGUUGCUGCUUCAGAUCCGAAACGAUGUGCUCGACUCCCUGGGUGUCAGCCCUGACCUGCUUCCCGAGGACUUUGUCAGGUACUGCUUCUCCGAGAUGGCCCCAGUGUGUGCGGUGGUUGGAGGAAUUUUGGCACAGGAAAUUGUCAAGGCCCUGUCUCAACGGGACCCCCCUCACAACAACUUCUUCUUCUUCGAUGGCAUGAAGGGCAGUGGGAUUGUGGAGUGCCUCGGCCCCAAGUGAACCGACAGCAUGGCCGCCCCGGGGCUGCGGGCCUGCAGCGUUCCCAGCUGUAAUCCCUGACCCUCCCCUGUGAAGGUGUCUCCAGACAAGGGUGGCGUGAAGUCACUGGCUACCACACAGCAUUGCCUGCGAGCAGAGAACUGAGCCACAGCAGUGCUCAGGCUAUUUGCCACUCAGGCCUGCUCGCUCCCCGAGUGAUAACCUCAGGACACCCUCUGCCUCUCUGUCCUGACACCGUUGCGGUGUCACCAGCCCCUUGGGGGUUGCUGGGGCAGCCUGCCAGGAGCCAGCAUGCCUUGUUGCCUAGGAGCCUCUGGCCACCCUCUUGGCCGGUUCCCCACCUGAUGUCAUGCUGGGGGGUGUGUGACUUAGGUGGGGAACAGGCCUCAGGCCCCAUGAAACCCCAGGGGAACCCCAGCUCCAGAUUCAGACAGGUGCCCCGGGAGAGGAAAAACAUGCCAGGCGGAAGGCAUUUCCUUCAGAGUCGGAGACCCUGACAAACAACAGGUGGCAUCUGGUGUGCUGCUGUUGAUUGGAGUCUAGGAUUAGUUGAGUUCCAGCCUGGAUUCUGGAAGCGAGAAAAUGUCACCAGGCCGGGGAUAUUAGGGCAAGACCUUGCAAAUUGAAUAUUAGUGGGAGAGCUUGUUUUUAAAAGGCAGAUUCCAGGGGCUUUGGGGCCAGAACAAAGGCGCCUGCGCUUUGGACAGGCCCCACCCGUCACUGAUGUGGCACAGACCACCCGGAGGCUGUCGCGUUGAGGCCCACGUCACUCCUGCGUUCACUCCCUGGAUUGCAGCUGUUUGUGUUUUUACGUAUUUUCUCCAUUUUCCUUGGUUCUUUUAAUAGGAAUGAUAAUAAAAAUAAUUUGCUUUAGAA
Molecule: messenger RNA, 1209 nt
Organism: Carlito syrichta (Philippine tarsier)
Lineage: Eukaryota; Metazoa; Chordata; Mammalia; Primates; Tarsiidae
Product: SUMO-activating enzyme subunit 1
Exons: 3
Molecular function (GO): ubiquitin-like modifier activating enzyme activity
Source: RefSeq, a predicted model, not a curated record